UGGGGAAGUGCUGUGUCUUGAAAUAAGGGACAGUUGUGUGAGUUUUUCACCACUGCACAGCUCCACGGUGAAGAUUCCAUGGAUGUUCCACUAGAUAUGUGCUCAUUUGGCUACAAGGUCGUUAGUAAAGUCAGGUGCUGAUGUUGGGUGAGGAGGUUUGCGUUUCCAAAUCAUCCCAAGGAUCUUCAAUAGCUCUAUAGCAGGCCUCUCAAGAUCUUUCACCUCAACCUAUAUCUUCAUAGAGCUGGAUUUGUGCACAGAUCAUGAAGCUAUUUGGCUCUUCAUCAAGUGGUACCACAGCACUGUUAGCAGUGCUCAUGCUAGCUUCAAUGAAAGGGGCCGAAUGUGCACCAGACCCCCACCAGAGAGAGCUUCUGCUCCAGGAGGAAGCCUCCAGAGUGAUCGGUGGCAGAGUGGAGCUCAGCGCAGCAGAGCGUCGACUUGACUCGUACUUGCACAAACUGAAGGAGCAGGAGAUUAUGUCUCCGGGUUUCCCUCCAUCUCUGCACUUCUUCAAAGCAAAACCCUACAUCCAAAAAAGUCUGGUGUUCAAAGUGCUGCAGAAAAUGCCAAAAGGUGCCGUCCUACACAUCCACAAAUCUGCUCUGGUGAGCGUCGACUGGCUCGUCAAGAACGCAACAUAUCGGCCUCACUGCUAUGUCUGUUUCACGUGGAAGGGCCGCGUGAAGUUCACGUUCUCUCCCCGGCAGCCGUUCCCACGUUUGGGUUGCUCCGGAUGGAUCCUGUUGGAGGACCUGAGGGCCACCAUUAGCGAUGUACCUGCUUUUGACCAGAGUUUGAUGCAGAACCUCACGCUGUUCACAGAGAACCCCGAGCUGGCAUACCCGACCCAGGACGAAGUGUGGAACCAGUUCGAGCAAAUAUUUGAGGCGAUCUCUGGGCUGAUCAACUACGCACCGGUUUUCAAAGAUUACCUCUACCAAGGCCUCCUGCAACUUUACGACGACAAUAUUCUGUAUUUGGAGCUUAGGGCUGGCUUGUCUAAGAUCUAUGAACUUGACGGCACAGUUCAUGACAGAGAGUGGUCUAUUCAAACCUACAAAAAUGUAAGCGAGCAGUUCAAGCUGGAGCAUCCAGAUUUCAUCGGGAUUCGAAUAAUUGUGUCUGUAUUUCGACUAACGAACUUAUCGGCGGUCAAACAAGCGGUCCAAGAUACCAUAGAGAUUCAAAAACGCUAUCCGGAGAUCAUCGCCGGCUUUGAUCUGGUCGGCCGUGAGGAUGGAGGAAAUUCCAUCUGGUAUUUUCGAAGUGCUCUUCCAGUUCCCACUGGCAACCUUUCGUACUUUUUCCAUGCAGGCGAAACCGACUUAUACGGCACAGAUGUAGACAGGAACAUUCUGGAUGCUCUGUUAUACAACACAACGCGUAUCGGGCAUGGGUUUGCCCUGGCGCACCAUCCCCUGGCCAGGGAGCUCUCCAGAAAAAUGGGAGUGCCAGUGGAAGUAUGUCCUAUAUCCAACCAGGUGCUGAAGCUGGUCUCAGACCUGCGUAAUCACCCCGCCGCAGUGUUAAUGGCAGAAGGACAUCCCAUGGUAGUGAGCUCUGAUGACCCAACCCUGUUCGGUACUAGUGGACUCGCCUACGAUUUCUACGAAGUCUUUGUAGGAAUCGGAGGCCUGAGUGCCGGCGUAGGAACGCUCAAGGAGCUGGCAAUAAAUUCAAUCAGGUACAGCUCUUUGCCACCAGGGCUUAAGGACAAAGCCAUGGCUUUGUGGCAGCAACAGUGGACCAAGUUCAUAUUGGAGAAUUCGCCAUAGUCAAAAGAAAAAAAUUACAUAAACAAUGAAUGAAUAAAAUGCAAAAACCGUUCCAGA
This is a messenger RNA of Silurus meridionalis, 1835 nucleotides long. RefSeq names its product adenosine deaminase 2b (gene ada2b). The transcript is spliced from 11 exons. Gene Ontology annotation, biological process: adenosine catabolic process; inosine biosynthetic process. The coding region runs from base 264 to 1778 and encodes 504 amino acids. Gene Ontology annotation, molecular function: adenosine deaminase activity. Lineage: Eukaryota; Metazoa; Chordata; Actinopteri; Siluriformes; Siluridae. The record is from RefSeq and is a predicted model, not a curated record.